UUGGAUUUAGUUUGGUACCUAGCAGUACCAGUACCUGGAGGUACCAAUUGUUGGACUGUAAAAAUUCUCAUAAAAGGUCAAUUGAAGUUUGGAGCUUGCAAUGUUGCAAUCAAAGUAUUUAGACUUGACCAAAAUGGAGCACCGAAAAACUUUUUUGCGGAAUGUGAGGCCUUGAAAAACAUUCGCCACCGGAAUCUUAUAAGAGUGAUCAACCUAUGCUCGACAUUUGAUCCAUCAGGAAAUGAAUACAAAGCACUUAUUUUGGAAUAUAGGAUUAAUGGAAACCUUGAAAGCUGGAUCCAUCCAAAAGUGCUCGGUCGAAAUCCUACAAAACAUUUGAGUUUGGGUUUAAGAAUAAGAAUCGCCGUAGACAUUGCCGUGGCUUUAGACUAUCUUCACAAUCGAUGCUCUCCUCCUAUGGUUCAUUGCGAUCUGAAACCAAGCAAUGUCCUUUUAGAUGAUGAAAUGGUUGCAUGUCUUAGUGACUUUGGACUUACAAAGUUUCUUCAUAACAACAUUAUAAGCCUAAACAAUUCAUCAAGCACUGCUGGACUGAGAGGAUCAAUUGGAUAUAUUGCUCCAGAGUAUGGCUUGGGGUGCAAGGUCUCAACUGAGGGUGAUGUAUACAGUUAUGGAAUUAUUGUUCUAGAGAUGAUCACAGGAAAGUGCCCAACCGAUGAGAUGUUUAAGGAUGGCAUGAACCUUCGUAGCUUAGUGGAAUCAGCAUUUCCACAUAAGAUCAAUGAUAUUUUAGAACCUACUAUCACCGAACAUCACGAUGGCGAAGACUCAAAUCAUGUUGUGCCUGAAAUUCUAACAUGUGCCAUACAGCUGGCUAAGCUUGGGUUAAUGUGCACAGAGACAUCACCAAAAGAUCGACCGACAAUUAAUGAUGUUUAUUAUCAGAUCAUUUCCAUCAAAGAAAAAUAUCAUGCACUGAUCAAUCACUGAGGAAAUGGAUGGAUACUACUGAAGUUCGCCUGCUGAAGCUUGUAAGAUAGUUUUGGUACUCAUCUUUCAGUUUAUAGUAGUAAAGAUUAUCUCUCUUUGAUUUGAAAUAAAUCAUGAUGAAUUUGUAAUUAAAUUGGUGUGAGCCAAACUGCAAUAUUAGUUAAAUCAUGACGAAGCACGCCUAUGUUGUCAACACAAUGCAUCAGAAUUAACUAUACCAAUCUGUAAUCUUUGAUAUAUAAACCCAAUUUCCUCCAAAUAUUAACUGUACCAAUCUGAAUUUCCCACUAGAGAACCAAUUUUGUUGCCCAGAUGUUUGAGCUCAAGCACUCACAUCCUCACAUACUCGCGCACUCCAGAAUCCAGAACAACACAACACACGCGGGAGGAGGACCGAAGCAGUCGUCGGAAGAAGGACAUGCGGUGGUGCUAUGUGGGGAAGAUCAUCAAGAUUUUUUUUGUCUUCGGAAUAAUGCUUGUCGUCGGCAUCGACAAGCCCAUGCAGCUGCGGUUGUUUGCCGGCACACUUGCCCCCAUCAUUUGACCAAAUACGGAUAAUACGUUAUUCAACGUAUAAGCAAAAUAAUAAUAAUAAUUUAUAGGUAUAAUUUUUAUAUAUGCGUUUUAACGACUUGAAUAUCAAUGCUGAGGAACAAACUUCGAUGAAACAACUUGCUGUAUGGAGAAACGAUGUGGUCGACUGACAGUACUCCGAUACUUUUCGGGGUGCAGGGGAGAUCGGCAUGAUGGCGUGUUGCUGCGCACGAGCUGUCCCAGCU
Messenger RNA from Oryza sativa Japonica Group (Japanese rice), 1730 nucleotides. RefSeq names its product probable LRR receptor-like serine/threonine-protein kinase At3g47570. Gene Ontology annotation, molecular function: protein kinase activity; ATP binding. The record is from RefSeq and is a predicted model, not a curated record. NCBI's taxonomy places the organism in Eukaryota, Viridiplantae, Streptophyta, Magnoliopsida, Poales, Poaceae. Gene Ontology annotation, biological process: protein phosphorylation.